Calliphora vicina (urban bluebottle blowfly) is the source of this 1725-nucleotide messenger RNA. RefSeq names its product DNA fragmentation factor-related protein 4 (gene Drep4). NCBI's taxonomy places the organism in Eukaryota, Metazoa, Arthropoda, Insecta, Diptera, Calliphoridae. Gene Ontology annotation, molecular function: DNA endonuclease activity. The transcript is spliced from 3 exons. The coding region runs from base 135 to 1514 and encodes 459 amino acids. The record is from RefSeq and is a predicted model, not a curated record. Gene Ontology annotation, biological process: apoptotic process; apoptotic DNA fragmentation. Gene Ontology annotation, cellular component: nucleus; cytoplasm.
GGACAACCAGUUGGAGAAAAUUCCUUAAAAGGAACAGACAAGUUGAUAAAAAUAAAGAAAAAUUGCAAAAAUUUAUUAAUUAAAUACUAAAAUAAUAGAAAAAGUCUAUAAAAAACACAAUAUCUAAGAAAAUAAUGUUUAAUUUCUUGAAAGAAGUAAUGGCGCCUACAACGCGUAGUUCGGCUCAGCAGCAACAAAAUGAAACACAGGCGAAGAAAGAAAAUUUCGAGGACUCGGUGAAAACUUCUUUAGCAGAAUCUCCACCAACAGCUAUUAUUAAGGGCUAUAAGAUAACAGAUAAUGAACGUUCUAGAAAAUAUGGCAUAGGAGCCAAUUCCUUGCAAAUGCUUAAGACUAAAGCCAAAAUAAAGUUUCCUAUCAAAGACUUGCGCAUUUAUUUAGCCUCUGAUGGCUACGAAGUUACCGAUGAAGACUACUUUUUAACCUUGGAAUCUCAAACUCUAUUCAUAGUGGCUGGUCCCGAAGCCAUAAUAACCACAGAUAGCGACUUUGAAUUCGAACAAUUACGCCAGAGAUCUCCUCUGCUCAAAGUGGCCGACAUUAUCUAUGACUUUAUGGAACAACAACCCGAAAAGUUUGGCAAACUAAUAGCAGAUUAUGAAAAGAAAAAAUUGCCUCAUUGCAGAGGAGAUGUCAAGACUCACUUAAGCUUAAGAACGGAACAUGCUGAAUGGUUUAUGGGCCAAGAAGAGAAAUGCCACACCAAAGAGGAGGCUCUGGCCAGAAAGGCUCAGGAUCGUGUAAGAGCUUAUUACUACAAAACCAAAGAUGAACUAACACGCAAUCAUUUGUAUCGGCAAAAUCUUAAGGCCCGCAAAGUCAUUGACUCAAUAUUGGAGAAGUUUCGUUAUCUGUUGAUAGGUUGUGAUUAUUUUUCCAUGAUAUUUGAUAGAAAAUAUGAGCCAAAACAUGAUUUCCUAGUGGAAAAACUAGAAAAAGAUGAUGAAACUGAUGCCCGAUCAGCAGUGCCAAAUAAGAAGCUGAAACAGGUCAUUAAAGACUACACUUUAAGAAAUGAGAUAUUAGAUGAAUGGUCCGUCUCCCUAUGCACCGAUUUGGGUGAUUUUUAUUGCCAAGGAGCCUAUUCAGGUUCUCAGAAUAACUGUGCUCUACAACACUCCAUCAAUCCUUAUGCUUCGCGGGAAAAUCUAAUACUGUUUCAAGUCUGGAAUCUAGAUCAUCAAAUAGAAUUAUCACGCUCCAUUUUACCCUCUAUAAUAGCCAAUGUCCGCGAUUUAAUAGAGCAACCAAAACGCUUGUGUAAUAUACACAAACAACCUGUUGUAGACAUCUCAGUGUUGGAAUAUUUUUUGGAAAUAUUUUCAUUGAAAAAUCUCAAAUUAGUGCACAUUGUUUGCCAUGAAAAAGUACAAAGAACUAACAAAUCAAAUGGCAGAUUAUUGUGCAACCAGUGUCAUGAAUAUAAAAUUGUAGAGGAAUUAAUGUCAGUACAGGUACUCAAAGAGGGAGCAGAGGAUCAGGCAGAUUGGUAAGCUGAAGGUUAUACUGUUAAGGUAUUAAUUUUCUAUUGUUUUUUAGAAAAAUGUCCUCAGACAGUAAGUUAAAUAAAUCAAAUUAUAGUAUUAUAUACAUACAUAUUUAUAGUAGAAAUGUUAGUUGAUUUUCUUCUCUUUAAAAAAAGCAAACAUAAAAAGCUUUAAAAUCAUUUUACAAAAACACAUAAAACAGGUUGUUUAAGAACAA